Molecule: messenger RNA, 1590 nt
Organism: Ascoidea rubescens DSM 1968
Lineage: Eukaryota; Fungi; Ascomycota; Saccharomycetes; Ascoideales; Ascoideaceae
Gene: PCM1
Product: phosphoacetylglucosamine mutase PCM1
Exons: 1
Coding region: 1-1590 (529 amino acids)
Biological process (GO): UDP-N-acetylglucosamine biosynthetic process; carbohydrate metabolic process
Molecular function (GO): magnesium ion binding; phosphoacetylglucosamine mutase activity
Source: RefSeq, a predicted model, not a curated record
AUGGAACUCUCUUUGAAAAAGCUCUCUCAAGGACAUCUGAAACCAAACAACGUAACCUUUCAAUAUGGCACUGCUGGUUUUAGAAUGAAAGCAAGUUUGUUGGACUAUGUGGUUUUCACCACUGGUAUUUUAGCUGCUUUGCGUUCCAAGUAUCUUCAAGGAAAGACAAUUGGUAUAAUGAUCACUGCCUCCCAUAAUCCUCCGGAAGACAACGGUGUGAAGUUGGUUGAUCCUAUGGGUGAAAUGCUUGCUCAAACUUGGGAAGCUCACGCCACCACCUUGGCAAAUACUUCUUCAAUUGAAGCAUUGAUUGACGAAAUAAUCAAGAUAGUUGAUCUUUUCGAAAUUGACUUGAAAACACAAAGCUCAGUUUUUAUUGCCAGGGACUCCAGGGAAAGUGGUCCUGCAUUGUUGAAAUCAACAAUUGAUGGCCUUAAUGUUUUUGAUUCAGCAAUUCGUGAUUUUGGAUUGCUCACCACUCCUCAAUUACACUAUCUAGUAAGAGCUGGCAAUUCAAAUGGUUCGUUUGGCCAUCCAUCCUCAGAAGGCUACUAUGCAAAGUUAUCCAUUGCAUUCAAACAAAUUUAUAAGAUUAAUGGGUUGAACAACAAAAUUAGCAUUAUUGUUGAUGCAGCCAAUGGUAUUGGUGCUCCUAAAGUUCAGGAAUUGAUUCAUGAUAAUAUUUUAGAGUAUUUUGAUCAUUUUCUGGUUGUCAACAACAACAUAGAGAACCCUCGUUUACUUAAUUAUAACUGUGGUGCAGAUUUCGUAAAAACAAAUCAAAAGUUGCCCGAAAAUAUUCCAAACCCUGAACCCUUCAAUCUUUAUUGUUCUUUUGAUGGGGAUGCUGAUAGGAUUGUGUUUUAUUAUAUCACCGAAGAAAAGCAUUUCCAGUUGUUGGACGGUGAUAAAAUUUCCACUUUAUUAGCCUCUUACUUUAUAAAGUUAAUCAAAUUAACAGGUUUAGAUUUAUCAGUUGGUGUUGUUCAAACUGCCUAUGCCAAUGGAGCUUCCACCAAGUAUCUUUCUGAGGUUUUAAAAGUUCCAGUUGAAUGCACUCCCACUGGAGUCAAGCAUUUGCAUCAUGUUGCUCAGAACUUUGAUAUUGGAAUCUAUUUUGAGGCCAAUGGUCAUGGCACUGUUCUUUUUUCGGACAAUUUAUUAAACAAAGUCUCUCCAACCUCUUCAAAUUUAUCAAUCAAAACUCUAUACUAUUUAACAGAAUUGAUUAAUCAAACUGUAGGCGAUGCAAUCAGCGAUUGCCUAACUAUCCUAUUAAUCUUGAAGCUAUUGGACAAUGGACCAAAUGAAUGGAACUCAAACUACCAAGAUUUGCCAAAUAAAUUAUUAAAAGUUAUUGUCAAUGACAGAAAUUUGUUCAAAACAACCAAUGCUGAAAGAACUUUAGUGCAACCCAAAGGCUUGCAAAUGAAAAUUGAUGAAAAAGUUAAUCAGUAUCCAAAUGGAAGAAGUUUUGUCAGAGCUAGUGGAACUGAAGAUGCUGUCAGAGUUUACGCUGAGGCUGCCACAAAGGACGAUUCAAUUGCCUUGGCUGACCAAGUUGCAGAAUUAGUAAAAGAGUUUUCUUAG